Molecule: messenger RNA, 3154 nt
Organism: Lemur catta (Ring-tailed lemur)
Lineage: Eukaryota; Metazoa; Chordata; Mammalia; Primates; Lemuridae
Gene: SLC38A6
Product: solute carrier family 38 member 6
Exons: 14
Coding region: 143-1240 (365 amino acids)
Biological process (GO): amino acid transmembrane transport; L-glutamine transport
Molecular function (GO): L-glutamine transmembrane transporter activity
Source: RefSeq, a predicted model, not a curated record
CCUCGUUUCCUCCCCGCCUCGGUGAGGUGCCGCAACACGGAAGGGCCGAGCUGACGGCUCCGCCUCUGGCGCGACUAACGACGGGAUCGCAGGGCCGGGGUAAAGGCUCUCAGAUGGGCCUGACAGUUAGCAAAGGAGCAGCAUGGAGACCUCCCAGGGGAGCAUCAACGCUGAGCGGGGCUGGUACGUCUCUGCGCAGCCGCCCGAGGAGGAGGCGGCGGAAGAGUUGAGUCCGUUGCUAAGCAACGAACUUCACAGACAGGGAUCCUCAGGUGUUUCAUUUGGUUUCUCAGUGUUUAAUUUGAUGAAUGCCAUCAUGGGAAGUGGCAUCCUUGGCUUAGCUUAUGUUAUGGCUAAUACCGGUAUCCUUGGAUUUAGUUUCUUGCUGCUAAUAGUUGCUCUCCUGGCUUCUUACUCGGUCCAUCUUCUGCUCAGUAUGUGUAUUCAGACAGCUGUAACAUCUUAUGAAGAUCUUGGACUCUUUGCAUUUGGAUUACCUGGAAAGGUGGUGGUGGCAGCCACCAUAAUAAUUCAGAAUAUUGGAGCUAUGUCAUCUUAUCUUUUCAUUAUUAAAACAGAGCUUCCUGCUGCUAUUUCAGAAUUUUUGACUGGAGACUAUAGUGGGUCUUGGUAUCUUGAUGGACAAACACUACUAAUAAUCAUUUGUGUUGGUAUUGUAUUCCCUCUUGCACUUCUUCCCAAAAUAGGCUUUCUUGGCUACACAAGUAGUUUAUCAUUUUUCUUUAUGGUGUUCUUUGCUCUUGUGAUAAUAAUUAAAAAAUGGUCCAUUCCUUGUCCUCUGACAUUAAAUUACUUAAAGGAAUGCUUCCAGAUUCCAAAUGUUACAGAUGAUUGUAAACCAAAGCUCUUUCAUUUCUCCAAAGAGAGUGCUUAUGCUAUACCAACCAUGGCUUUUUCAUUUCUCUGCCAUACCUCAAUAUUGCCCAUUUACUGUGAACUUCAAAGCCCUUCAAAGAAAAAAAUGCAGAAUGUAACCAAUACAGCAAUUGCUUUAAGUUUUCUCAUUUAUUUUAUCUCUGCACUUUUUGGGUACCUCACUUUUUAUGAGAAAGUGGAGUCAGAAUUACUACAAGGUUAUAGUAAAUACUUACCACAUGAUACUGUUGUCAUGACUGUGAAGUUGUGUAUCCUAUUUGCUGUGCUUUUGACAGUCCCUCUAAUCCACUUCCCCGAGGGAAUUCCACCUUCUUUGGGGUCACUGUCUGCAGUGCUGGUCUGACUCCUUGUUGGAUAUGUCACAACUGAAGGAACAGCUGGUCCAGCAUGGUCACUGUAACGUCUCUGCUUCUGGCUUGAAGAAACAGUUCUCUGAAGUUCGCACUGGGGAGACUGGCCACUGCUGAUGUUGAGAUCACUGCUCAGCCUAACCUUAGUAAGUGAAAGACUGCUGCUUCAUCUUCCUUGUGCCCUGCAUUGAGCCACCUGUCCUUCGUGAUUUGCUCUAGAGUGCCUCGUUUAAUUGGAUUUAGCACCAGGAAAGGUUUGAGAAGUUUUCUACCACAGACAUGUAGAAAGGGUUUGUGUAUUUCCCUCUUAAUAUGCUCGCUCCCAAUUCUUUCAGGUUUUGCCCAAAAAAGGGAAGUGAGCCAGUGACAAGCAUAUACAGGAUCACUCCGAGACUCCACACAUCACCCUUAGUAUUUCUUGCCCUGGAAGAGCUUGGGGCCUGAGCAUGGAGGACUGCCACAAAAUGUUUCUAGUUUACUACCAAAAGUAAAUUCAUUGCUUAAGCCAAAAUCUGUUAUUUUGAUGUUCAUAAUAGAUUUUCAGCCUUGAACUUUCUGUGUAGGAUCCAUUUUUGAUGGCAGUAUUGGACUGCAGACAUGAUCUGUCUAAAUUUAGCUCUUAAUUCUUCCUUGCCCCAUUCUUCCACGUUCAACCAAACAGUCAAAUACUUCGCCUCUACUUCCAUAUUCCAUGAUUAUGUAGAGUGUUUUUUCAGUUUCAAUGACUUCAAAUAACUUCACUACAUUUGGAUGAUUUAAAAGCUUCAUUAUUCUUACUUCUCUGAAGAGCCUUUGUAGUAGACUUGUUGGAUUCAAUUGAGUUUUAUCAAUUAUUUUUAUGACCACCUCUCUGCCUGUAAGGAUAUGUCUUGCUAGUUUCACUUUAUCGAAACUCCCCUUGCCGAUUGUUUUCAACAGUGUGUAGUUUCCAAUGCCAGGUUCUUCAUCUUGCACAGGAAGCUAUAGAGUUUCCACACCAACCUCCAAAGUGGCCUGUGUGAGAGGUAACUUCUUCAUGCCCAUUUCCAUGUGAUGUGUGCCCAAAGUCACCAAGUCAGUGUCCUCCGGGAUGACUUCUGGAUCCUGGCCUUCCUCAAAGCACUUCAGUUUAUCAAGGCCACGCAACACCCUCAGCUUGGCCACCGCCUCCAGGUUACCGCCCAGAUCCUGGGCCACAACUGCAUGCUCCUGCUCUGAGUCAGCGACCUCUCCUGGGCAGCACUGGUGUCAGCGGCUUCUUCCGCCACAAGUCUCCGUGCCCGCACAGCCAACCACGCCACAGGCCCCUAAAGAUGCCCACAUAGAAAGUGUGUGUGUUUAACUCUGGAAGCUGAUACUCUGGAAAGUUCCAGCCACGAGUGCUGGGAACUGGGUCCUGCCUGCCGCAGACCCCAGUGCACAUUGGGCUACCCGGGCUGCCUUCAGCCAUGUUUGCCUCCCAUGAUUUCUUCUUCUAUUUUAAAUCAUUUGUUUUUCUAUCUGUUGGAUAUAAUGAAAAUAAUUUUCUGAGAUUUUAUCGUAGUGUGUUAUUAUUGGCAAAAAAUAUAUAUAUUCAAACUAAAAAAAUUGCAUGUGAAAAUUUUUUUGUAGAAUUAAAGCAAAAUAAUUAGUGUGAAGCUCAAACAGAAAGGUUUGUGUAUAAACACUUAGUUUUGUGUAUAAAUACUUUGUAAUAAUAAUUUAUGCUAUAUUUUUGAAAUCUAAAUGGUUUAGGAGGCAAGAAUAUCAUGGUUACUGUACAUGUGCUUCUCUAUGCAAAUAUUUUGACUUUGACACUUCCUUUUUGCUAAAUCCGUUUCUUUUUCUGUAAUACAGGCCAGAAAAGCUUUAAUGAUGAUAUUUUUUUCCAAUUUUGCAUUCUCCUGGAUUCGCCAUUCUUUGAUCACUCUAGCACUCAAUGUUGUCAU